Messenger RNA from Solenopsis invicta (red fire ant), 389 nucleotides. It is a transcript of the gene RpL29, whose product is annotated as 60S ribosomal protein L29-1. Bases 124 to 342 code for a protein of 72 amino acids. The transcript has 4 exons. Gene Ontology annotation, cellular component: ribosome; cytosolic large ribosomal subunit. Lineage: Eukaryota; Metazoa; Arthropoda; Insecta; Hymenoptera; Formicidae. Gene Ontology annotation, molecular function: structural constituent of ribosome. The record is from RefSeq and is a predicted model, not a curated record. Gene Ontology annotation, biological process: cytoplasmic translation.
GCACCUCGAAGAGUAUUUGGCGCUGGUGUCGCUACAUGGUUCGUUUUCAUUACGUUCGACCACGCUUCCAACGCUUCUUCCCGUUUCCGUUUCCGAAGAUAAUAGGAUAGAUAAGCCUAGAAGAUGGCCAAGUCCAAGAACCACACAAAUCAUAACCAAAACAGAAAGGCCCAUCGAAAUGGCAUUAAAAAGCCUAAGAGAUACAGGCAUGAGAGCACACUCGGAAUGGAUCUCAAAUUCUUGAGAAACCAGCGCUUUGCUAAGAAACAUAACCUGAAACCGAAGGCCCAGAAGAAGAGGGCAGAGCAAAGAAAGGCGCUUCGUGAAGCUAAAAAUAAAUAAAUUCAGUUUAGACCAAUGACUCUAUUAAAAUAAAUCGAAAAAACAUA